Molecule: messenger RNA, 979 nt
Organism: Ziziphus jujuba (common jujube)
Lineage: Eukaryota; Viridiplantae; Streptophyta; Magnoliopsida; Rosales; Rhamnaceae
Product: VQ motif-containing protein 10
Exons: 1
Coding region: 360-722 (120 amino acids)
Source: RefSeq, a predicted model, not a curated record
UCUUCGUAUUUCCUUUCCUUCCAUGUCAAGCGGCGUGGUUUGACCCGAGCCUAUCAACUUCUUCUUCUAGACAGCAAACACAACACAACGGUCAAUCUCGAGCUCUUCUCCUCCUUUCCUUCUCAUUUCCUAUCCCCAACCCCCUGCACUCGAACUCUGUCAAAACCCUAACCAGCCGUACAAAUUUUUCCAUAUGCAGUAACCCCUUUUCUUUCUUUUUCCAAUAUCUCCAUUUCUAUAUAUAAACACAACCCUAAACAAACAAAACAAAUAUCCCACAUAAUUUAUAAUCUCAUCGGGAUCGAAACGGAUAUUAGCUCUGAAGCAGAGAUAGCAGAAGAAGAUCAAUCGAUUUGAUUAUGUCAGGUGGGCAGAAGCAGAAGAUGAUGAUGAUGAGAGAUGAUGGUGGUCAUAAGGUGGCUGCUCCUAGGGUUGUGAUCAUCAAUACUGAGUAUGUAGAAACUGAUGCUGUGAGCUUUAAAUCCGUUGUGCAGAAGCUCACCGGUAAAGAUGAUCUUGAUUCCUCUUCAGCCUCUCGUCGUCAUCAUCGUCGUGACCGUAAUCGUAAUCCUGAUCAUCAAGAAGCACAGAGGUCCACACACCAGAGUGUAGAAUCUGUUGCAGGGAAUAGAGGUGUUUUGGAAAGAGAUAUCUCCUUUAAGGACUUCGACAAAUUGCUUAGAAACAUGCCUACCAUGGAUGACCUCUUGCGGGACUACUGAUUAUAUAUAUAUAUAUAUAUAAACAAGCUUCUUUAAUUUAUUUUAUAUACAAGUAUUUCUAUUUUCUUUUCUUUUCUUUUCUUUUCUUUUUUUAAAUUUUUUUUCCAUUUUAUUCUUUCGUAUUUAUGAGUAUCACACAAUCACGAUCUGCUUAUGUACAUAUUUCAUGCCUUAGUGGAUCCGGCUAAUCUCCAUUUUUUUCUGUAUGCAUAUAAAUAUAUAUGAAGAGUGCUUUUUGGUUCACAUCUAAUUCAGUU